Molecule: messenger RNA, 527 nt
Organism: Spinacia oleracea (spinach)
Lineage: Eukaryota; Viridiplantae; Streptophyta; Magnoliopsida; Caryophyllales; Amaranthaceae
Exons: 2
Coding region: 38-340 (100 amino acids)
Source: RefSeq, a predicted model, not a curated record
UUCAAGCACUUGUCUGUUUACUCAUGUUGUUUCAUGAAUGGAAAGUUUAAUUCAUACUUUUUUCCUUCAUAAGAUUGCAUAUGAAUUUGGCUUUACCAGAGAGGCGACUACGAUGAAUAGGAUAUGGAGAUAUUUGUACGAGAAUUGCAAGAAUAGUUAUGUACUGGUACCACGAGUUAUGAAGGACAUGGUCAGUAGUGGAAUUGGGAUGCAGAGGACUUAUGACUCACCUUCGCACAUUAUCAUUGUUCCAGAGAUGGAAGGAAGCAUCAUGGUGUCUCUGGCGGAUAGAAAUUCAACCAGGUUUAAGUCAAACUUGAAUUCAUUUCCCACUACAUGACAUAAGUAUGGUAGGCCUGGUAUUGGUGAUGCUCAUUCUUCAAGAUCUAUUCCUCUAAUUGAAAGACAUCCUAUUACAGUUUCUCAGUAUUUCGAACAACUUUUAGAUUUACAAAUGUAAAUUUUUAAGUUUGAAGAUCUGUCCAGUCAUGGAUUAUUUGUUUUUGUAGAGGUUUUUAUUAUUGCAC